UGAGACAUAAUUGACAUGGCGGAAUCUCCCCUCGAUUGCACUGCGGUGGUCAGACUGACUGCGGAUUGCCUAACUUAUAUCUGGUGAAAAGUGGGACUCUGGAGUUUGUGAAGACAGUUUUAUUGCAGCAAGGAGGGCAGUCCAGGAAAUUUCUCCAUGAAUGUACGUCACAAUGAUGAUGACAGACCAGAUUCCACUGGACCUGCCCCCACCUCUACUCAACGGGGAGGUGGCCCUGAUGCCACCCAUGGUUAAUGGAGAUGGAUCUCAGCAGGUCUUUCUUGUCCAAGUCAAUCCUGGGGAAACCUUCACCAUUCGGGCAGAGGAUGGCUCCCUGCAGUGCAUCCAAGGCCCUGCGGAGGUUCCAAUGAUGUCACCCAACGGCUCCAUCCCCCCCAUCCACGUGCCUCCAGGAUACAUUUCCCAGGUCCUGGAGGACAACACCGGUGUGAGGCGGGUGGUGAUCACCCCCGGGUCCCACGAGUGUUACCCCCCCAGCUACUCCCCGACCAUCUCCCCCACCCACCACAUGCCACCCUACAUGGUGCCCCCUCCCUUCAUCCCCAACUCGCACACGGCCUUCUACCCGCCCGUCAGCCCGGGGGACAUGACCGCGCACCAGUACUACCAGCAUCACCACCUAUCACCCAUGUAUGGGGAAGAAAUCAUUCCAGUGUACAAUAUGAAUUACAUCAACCGGGAUGACCAGUACUGCAAGCCGCAGCCCAAGAAGGUGCCCAAGGAGAGACAGCUGGACCGCCAGAACCGCCUCAACAGCCCGCCCGCCUCGCUCUACAAGAACAACAUGGGCUGCAACAGCAUGUACAACGGCUACAGCAAGAGCCACAGCAACGUCGGGGGCAGCGGGGGCAGCGGCGGCAGUGGUGGCGGCGGUUGCGGUGGCGGUGGUGGCAGCGGUGGUGGUGGUGGUGGAGGUGGAGGAGGAGGCAGCACAGGUGGCAGCCCCAUCGCCAAGAAGACCAACCGGCCAGCACGCAGCAGUCCCAGGAACAGUGAACCGGAAAUCCCAGAUCCUGACUCAGAAACAAAGCAGGUUCAAGGCAUGCUUUCGGGAAUGGAGAAACCGCAGAUCUCUAACAUCCAGGCCAGGGCUGCUCGACUGACAUGGACCCCACCUGCAGGCCUGCUAAAUAAGGACAGACCCAGCAAUGGCCACCCACACACCUGCAUGUACGAAGUCACGUUGUCAGACAAGGGCCGGGACGGCAAGUACCGCCUUAUCUACAGUGGAGAAGAGCUGGAGUGCAAUUUGAAAGAACUACGACCGGCAACAGACUACCACGUAAGAGUGAACGCCAUGUGUAACUCAGUGAAAGGCUCGUGCUCGGAGACAGGAACAUUCACCACCCACAGCUGUGCGCCCGACUGUCCCUUCCCCCCGAAACUCUCCCACCGCGCCAGGAGCUCCCUCACACUCCAGUGGAAGCCUCCGGUUGACAAUGGGUCAAAGAUCACCAACUACCUUUUAGAGUGGGAUGAGGGCAAGAGGAACAAUGUUUUCAGAGAAUGUUACUUUGGGGGCCAGCGGCACUAUAAACUGACUCGUCUAUGUCCAGCGAUGGCCUACACGUUUCGAGUGGCUGCGCGGAACGACAUUGGCAUGAGUGGUUUCAGCCCAGAGGUGGUGUUCUGCACGACUGGAAGCCUGCCGCACCUGCCCCAGGCUCCCCGGCUGGUGAGGGCCGGCAUCACCUGGAUCACGCUGGAGUGGAGCCGCCCCGACGGCUGCUCGGCAGAGGAGCGCAUCAGCUACACGCUGGAGAUCCAGGAAGAGAACAACGGAACAGAGUUUCACCCAAAGUACACUGGAGAAAACUUGAGCUGUACUGUAGAGGGGCUGAAGAGGAGCACGCAGUACAAGUUCAGGCUUAUUGCAUCUAAUGUGGAAGGCCACAGCCACCCCAGCGAGGUUCUGGUGUGCACCACAAGCCCUGAUAAGCCUGGUCCCCCAUCCAAGCCCUGUGUAAAGGGAGCCGUCACGCCGUACAGCUUCACAGUGAAAUGGGACCCUCCACAAGAUAACGGAGGCUCAGAAAUCUUGACAUACCUCUUGGAGAUUUCCGAAGGCAACUCUGAUGCCAACCAAUGGGACAUUGCUUACAGUGGGCCAUCCACAGAGUAUGAGUGUGAUGACUUGAAACCCGGCACUUUGUACAGACUGCGCAUCUGCAGCAUCAGCACCGGUGGCCACAGCCAGUGCUCGGAGAGCCUGCCGGUCCGCACAUUAAGCGUGGCACCAGGACCUUGCCAGCCCCCACGUGUUGUGGGCAAGGCCAAGCACAAGGAAGUCCAGCUACAGUGGGAGUGUCCGUCCUCUGAGGGCUCUUGUGAGGUGACGGAGUACAGCCUGGUGAUGAGCGAGGGCGAGGGCGAGGGCGAGGGCGAGGCGGAGCCGGCGGAGGUGUACCACGGCCCGGAGCUGGAGUGCACGGUGGGCAGCCUGCUGCCUGGAGCCUCCUACAGCUUCCGCCUGCGCGCCGCCAACGAGGCCGGGUAUGGACCUUUCUCUGAAGCCAUGGAGGUGACGACCGCCGCUGGACCUCCAGGCCAAUGUGGGGCGCCGUCUCUCACCCUCACAUCCAGCACCGCUGUCCUUGUGAGCUGGGAGAGUCCGGAGACAUCGGGUGCAGACAUCUCGGAGUACCGGCUGGAAUGGGGCCGUGAUGAGGAGCCCAUGGAGCUGAUUUACUGCGGCAGCGACACUCAGUGCGAGAUCUCAGACCUGGCCCCCGCUACACAUUACUGCUGCCGACUGCAGGCGGCCAACCAGGCUGGCGUGGGUCCCUACAGCGAGUCGGUGAGCUGUGUGAUGCCGGCGAGCGCUCCGGAGCCCGUGUCGGGGCUGUGCGUGCUGGAGCAGGACCCCACAGGCUGCGGGGAGUACUCCCCCUCCACCUGCCUGGCCCUGCGCUGGGACGAGCCCUGCUGCAACGGAGCCGAGAUCAGCGGCUACGCGCUGCACCUGGGAGAGGUGCAGAUCAGCCUGGACGCCACCGCCACCUGCCACGUCCUGCAACAGCUGCAGCCUGAUACAGAGUACAGCAUCCAGAUCCAGGCGAUGAAUGAGGUGGGAGCCAGCUCUCUGAGUGCCCCGCUGGUGGCCUGCACCAGGCCCCUGCCCCCCGAGCCCCCCAGGCUGGAGUGCGUGGCCCCCGGCCCCCAGAGCCUGAAGCUGCGCUGGGGAGACAACAGCAGCAGCGGCGGCGGCAGCAGCAGCAGCAGCAAGGUCCUCAUGAGCACUGAGCUGGCAUACAACCUGCAGAUGGAGGACAAGACCGGCAGGUUCGUCACCAUCUACCGCGGGCCCAGCCACACUUACAAGAUGCAGCGGCUGGCGGAGUCCAGCUCCUACAGCUUCAGGAUCCAGGCGGUGAGCGAGGCUGGCGAGGGCCCCUUCUCCCACACCUGCAGCUUCACCACUACCAAGUCUGUGCCUCCCACACUUAAAGCGCCCAGGGUGUGCCAGCUGGAGGGUAACGUGUGUGAGGUGAGCUGGGAGAGCGUGCCCCCCAUGAGGGGAGACCCCAUCAGCUACACCCUACAGGUCCUCAUCGGGAGAGAGCUGGAUUACAAGCAGGUCUACAAGGGUGAGGACCCGUCUCACCAGAUGCUGCUGCAGUGCAACACAGAGUACCGCUUCCGUGUGUGCGUGUGCCGCCGCUGCCAGGACAGCUCUCAGGAGCUCUGUGGCGCCCUUAGCCCCGCCUCCCUCUUCACGGUGCGCCGCCCCGACCCCGCCCUAAUGGCCGACGCGUCCGGCGCGGCAGCCGGAGCGGUCGCCCCCACCGGCAUCAUCUCGACAGACGAGCGCUUCGCUGCGGUGAUUGUGUGCGCUUUCGCUGCCCUCUCCAUCCUCAUGGCCUUCAUCCUGCAGUACUUCUGCAUGAAGUGAAGCAAGACGCUGGAAAGGAGAGCACCCAAGUAGAAAAAAAGGAGAGAAAAAAGCAACACACAAACAGACAGAAAAAAAGACACACUUCUGAAAGUAGCCCUACAGAGAGGGAUGAGAAAAAAAACAACAACACUUGAGGUAUAUGUCUGACGCUACCGGUGUAGUCCAAGUUAUGUAUUCGGGCUUUUUAAUGUUUUUGACCUGCGCAUCCUCCUGUUCUUCUCUGCCACUCUCUUCUGUCCUCACUCGUUCACUCUCUCAUCUAAGGAUCUGCCACAUCCACCAAAGCCUGUUACACCUACCACCUCAUCAUGGCUGACAGCAUAAACUCUUGACAUAUCAAGCCUUAAAAUGGUCAUUUAUCAAAAUGAUUUGCAUGCUCUAUUUUUUAAUCCAUCAAAUGGUGUACAACUACACAAGGAAAUGUAAUGUCUAUUACCUUCUAUGGCCUUUUUACAUGUGUUAUCUCACUUUAGUCUGCUGCAGACGUUAUCUGCCUACUUACAGCCAUAUUCAAAAGGUUUGGCACCUCGGCUUUAUCAUGAAAUGUCAUUCAUUGUAGUUUUUUGAUUUCAUCGUUUCAUUGAUUGAUUUUUCAAAAUGCUGUUCUUUGUACUGUUCCGUUGUUUUGUUUUUUUUGUAUUAGAGAAAUCACAGUGUUCUCAAAGGAAACAGACACUAAUGGAUGGUUCCGAGGCGAGCGGGCAGUUUGGCCUCAAGAUCAUGAAGCAGCUGAGUUGAUUGGCUGAAUCAUCCCCAUGAUCAUGUAGCAGCUGAGUUGAUUGGCUGAAUCAUCCCCAUGAUCAUGUAGCAGCUGAGUUGAUUGGCUGAAUCAUCCCCAUGAUCAUGUAGCAGCUGAGUUGAUUGGCUGAAUCAUCCCCAUGAAUCUCAUUUCAGUCGAAAGGCUUACCUGGAGCUCCUGCAUUGAAGCUGCCAAAGCAAAGUUGCAAUCUGUGUGUGGUUAUCGUAAUGCUGCUAUUAUGUGUUUUAUCUAUAGAUACUUAUAUAUAUAUCUAUGUAUAUCUAUAUCUAUCUAUAGAUAUAUAGACAAUUUUUACCUGUUAUCUAAUGAUAUUUAAAUAUAAUCUAUAAACACAGUUUAUAAUGAGAAUUAUUGGGUUUGAAGUAGGCAUCUCAAAUAGAGUGUCUUAUAGUAUGGGUCAGCUCAUAUACUUUGGUGCUUUUUCCUGUUUUUUUUUUUUAAUCUGUGGUCAGUAGCGGUGUCGGUGAAGCCUGGGAGUGUGGCUGUGCCGUAUGCAAGCUGUUGAAAUGCUGCCACCCCCGCCACAGAAGCCCGACUUGUGAAACGGGCGAGUCCUGGAGUCCGGUCAGGCUCUGUCUGCCCAAAAUAUUUGACAGGGGAGUUGGUGACUGGGCUACUGUUGCUCGUCCCACACCUCUCGUUUCUCGUUUCGUUGUGCUUACCAGAGUGAAUCUGUCAGGGCCCAGAUGCCUCUGCCUCUGCUCCGGCAUCUAUAAUCUUGCCCCUGGAGUAAGGCUUCGGCUCUCUCACCUCACGACAGACACAGGGACCAUGACGACUGUUGAAUGACUAGUGCCACAACAAAUCAUGUCAAAGUCAAAAGCCAGUGGGUUGCUGUGAAAUGAUUACUCGUACCGCUGCUGGUCACUCUGUGAAUCAUGAUCUGUAAGACCCCUUUCGUCUUUUUACUCUCUUUCCAUUUUGCAGCAUAUACUCCAUCCCUCUCCAUCUUUGUUUCUCUCCCUCUCUCUUUCUCGCUAUCUCUCAUGUUCUCUCUCUCUCUCUCUCUCUCUCUCUCUCUCUCUCUCUCUUCAAUCUCAAAGGUGCUUUCAUGUCACAUUGCAGCAGUCAAACCCUCAUUGACGUUAAAACAAACCAAGAACCUUAAUGUGCAUGCCAAACACUACGUACUACAGGAGGGAAAGGGCCAUGUGAACAGCUCCAUCAGUCAAGGUACAAAACCAUCAGAUUCCACAGAUCCAAAGAUACCCGGAUAUCUGCAGAUAUGUUUUAAUUUUUUUUCUUUCAAGCAAGGGAAUAUAAGAAGGGGAAUUUUGGGGAAUCAGGGCUUGUAAUGGUCAAUAAGGCCCUCCCUUAUUUUCUGAAUGACAGCAUGUGUCGUACCUCAGGGACGUGGACAUUAAUAGAGGUGAAGAAAUUACUCUUGUUACCAGGAGGGUGCUGCAAACACUAUUUUAAAAUUUCUUUGUGUUCAAAAUUUUUAUUUUCUUUAUUUUGUUUUUACUUGGCCAUCACUGUCAUCAUUACUCUCUGUUUUCCCAAUCUGCCCUUGUCUGUACCUGUCUCUUCUUACCUAAGCUGUGCCUUGAUCCUUUGUGUCCGUAAGCAAAAUCGUUUACUAGCUCAAGAUACCUUUGCCAAAGUUAAUGGGAAUCUAAGGUAUAAUUCUUUUAGUUUUAUUUAUACUAUAUAUUGCAUUCAGUACUUUAAAUGCCAAUUACAGUGCAAUCUUCAUUUAUUUAUUUUUAAAGAUUAAGAGACAAAUGUAGUUAUGUACUAAUUUUUUUUUCUCUCGUAGCAUGUUAUUUCUGUUUGUUUGUUUUUGAUGUAUUAGAAUUAUGAUUAAGGCCAGCAUUCCUAAUAAUAAUGAUGAUGAUGAUGAUGAUAAUAAUAAUAAUAAUAACCCUUUGAUAAUGUUUUUUUUCCAGUAAUUUGGUACAUGUAGCAAGCAACAUGCUGUUAACAUUGACAUUUACAUAUAGCCGAAUGCCUAUUCAUCACCUUUCAGAGAAGUGCUGUACUAUCAGCCUGUUGUAUCUGCAUAGAGUUUGUAGCAAAUGUUUAACCAGGUAAUGGUGUUCUGUUAUGGGAUAUAAUUCGCUACAUUUUGGUAUCGCUUAAUAGUGUUAUGAAGCUUAUGAUAUACUGUUUGCCAAAGCUGAGACCUGUCCACCUUACUUUUUUUUUUCUUUGUUUGCUGUUUAUUUAAAGGGUUAUGUGACAAAUCCUUUGUGACUAUAGAGCAUUAUUAUAUUGAAAGAGGAAAAUGUUAACUUGAUCUGUGAUUACACCUUUUUUUCUUUUUGUAGAGAAAAUUGUGCCAUUUAUUUGUGUAACCCCUACGGUGAAGUUUUUAUGUACAAUUUCAUGCUGAAAGGUCAGAGAAACAAUCAAACUAUAUUUUGAGCAAGUACUUUUUUUCCAUACAUCAUAGCUCAAUAGGGAACUUAUCCAGUAUUUUGCUAAGGAAUGAUAUAUAGAGUUUUAUAGAGAUAUUAUAUGUCAACUAACAGAAAAUGAAGCACUUUUUAAAAAGCUAAAUGUUAGUCUUCAUAAAAUAUAUCGUGAUCAAAUUCCAAUUAUUUGAAAUGAUGCUUUCCCUGAUUAAAUACAUGUAAAAGGCAUGAUUUAGCUGGCCCUAAUGCAUAGGGUGUCAGAUCAGUAUAGCCUACUGUUUCAAAUAUCUCUAAACCUGGUAUCAUCAUUACUGUCUGCGUUCAUCUCAGUCUACUUUAGUUUAUAUUAUAUAUAUAUGAGGUCUUUGUCUCCAUCAAAUUAUGUGUUACAAUGAAUGAAGUGCUUAUAAUUUUAAGCAAAUGGUUAUCAGAAGCCUAACUUUUUUUACCCAACAAUUUUGUUACUAUUUUUAUACCAUCGUUCGAUUUUGUUUGAAAGCGAAAGUAUUGAUUUUUUUUUUAAAUUGUACUUUGGUUCUAAGUUUUCCCAAACUCCCAAAGUGGUCCCUGGUAAAUGUAUAGAGGAAAUGUAUUGAACUAUUUUCCAAAAAUAAUGUGUUUUAUACCUCACAGUUUGAAACAUGAAUGAGAAAAUGAGAAACAUUCCAAGCUUUUCAUGGUCUACAAUUUCUAAGAAUCAUACAUUUCUUCUUGUAUUGUAAAUGUUAGACAAUUUCAUAAACAUAAUGUAAAAGAAACUGCCAUAUCAAUUUUAAUGUAUAGAUUUUUGCAAAUACUACCCAAUGUAUGUAAGACUUAUCUGUAUCUGUAGCUUAUAUGUAAUAUAUUUAUGCCCAAUAAAUGUUUUAAUUUUUCU
Molecule: messenger RNA, 7910 nt
Organism: Engraulis encrasicolus (European anchovy)
Lineage: Eukaryota; Metazoa; Chordata; Actinopteri; Clupeiformes; Engraulidae
Gene: fndc3ba
Product: fibronectin type III domain containing 3Ba
Exons: 26
Coding region: 161-3913 (1250 amino acids)
Molecular function (GO): protein binding
Source: RefSeq, a predicted model, not a curated record